ACAAGAGUAAAUAUUGGCAGUGAGUUAAAAGGUGGAGAAGACCUAAGGCCAAUUUAUACUUCUGCAUCAAACUUAAGUUGUAGCGCACUCUCACUGGAUAAAUGUUGGCUACUGCAUAGGUUCGAUGUAUGAAUUGAGCUUUAGAGCUCAAAAAGACUACAAGACCGAUGCCAAGCUUGCAUUUUUUUCUCCUGAACAGAUCUGCUGAAUUGAAGCCCCUGAUUACCCACAGUCCUUCAUUACGGUCUGGCUUGUCAUUUGGAAAAGAGCUUCUAACGAGUGGGAAUGUGAGCAGCUUCAGCGUCUCAGAGCAGGAACCAGGUGUCACCUGGACCUUACUGAAGAUCAGAUGAGUUUCUUUUACAGCAGCCCAGAGAACCAUGUAACCUUUAGAACCCUAUACAGUUAAUUUCAUUCCAUCUAGAAAUAUUAUACCAGAAUAUCAUAGUCUGUCCUGCAUCUCUCUGCACAGGAGCUGAGCUGUGUCCGACUCUGUUAUUAUCUGUUUGGGUCUUUUUUUUUAAAGAAACAGAACGAGAAAAGGAAUGCACAUUUACGGAACAAAGGAUUUAUGUAUUGACUUAAAAAAACUUUUAAAGUAGAUUUAACGUGAUGAAUUUUAAUGUACUAAGUUUGUUUUCCCAACUUAAAAAGAUUCUACAGAGUAUUAGUAAUUAAUAAAGCCUUAAUUAGACAUUUGUAAAUGAUUUAUUCACUACUUAUUAAGCUUUAUUCUGUGUAAGUGUUAUUGGUGCAUAAUUAGGGGUCUAUUAUGUGUAAAUUAUUAAUAAUGGCUGUAUUAGUUCUUAUAGUGCAAAAUAAACAGUUAAGUUAGCACCCUGUUAAGCAGAUUGUUAAGCAUUAACUAAUAAUAGCUAAUUCUACAUGUUAUUAGUGUAGAAUUGGCAGCAGUUUAAUUUGUGUGAGUUUAGCAAGGUUAUCGAGUCUAUUAAUGUGAAUCUGUAUGUUAACUUUGUUUCAAAAUGUUAUAUAUUUAUUCUAUUUGAUUUUAUUUAUAUUAGAUUUAGGCCUGCCUGUUUUACCAAAAUAUCAGCUUUUUUUUUUAAAACAGCAGUUUUAUUUUAUUUAAUAUUAUUACUGUAUCAGACUUUAUUAUGUUGUGGGUAAAACUGACGGGGGAAGUUGCCAAUCUCCUGUCUCCCGGGGGUUGCCUUAGUUUUGAGGCAGGGUUGUUUUGGGAGUAGAAAGAGUGCGCCUGCGAGCGAGGUUUUUUUUUUUCUUGCUGAGGAGUUCUGAUCAGGUGGAGUAAAGUGGAAUAUUUUGCACUAUUGUCUCGGUUGUUUCUCUUUAAUUCCUUCAAGUAACAAUAGUACUAGUAUGUUUUUUAAAGCUCUGCACAGAUCUGAUUGGUAGAGGAGAGCAUUUGGUGAUCUUACAACACACAUAAUUGGUCUGUAAGAUUACUGCGCCGCAAUAAAGCAUGUAAACCAUAAAGACAAUAAAUGUUCCGGUGCUUUAAAUGAACACGGUCAGAAUUAAAUCCUUCUCAGUAAUUUAUCGAUUUGGGUCCGGAUUGGACAACGUCUGGGCCCAGAUCCGGACUGCGGUCCGCCUAUUAGUGAGUGUAAAUGAACAGUAAAUUUACCUGUUAAAAAACACUUUCUCAUUGUUUAAAAAAAAAUACUACUGUUGCACUCAGAAUUAAACAAAUAGCGCUAAGAGUCUCUUAUAGAGAUUUAUACUCAAUCACACCCACAAAGAAGAACACAAUUCUUAUUUACUAUACUCAAUGUAAAAUAUAAAAUAAUGAGCAGCAAGUUUUAAAGCAAGUUUUCUGUUUUAGAAUUUAACCUCAGUGAGAAUAUUAAACUGAUAAACGUCACUCUGACGUUGUGAGGUAGGGGUGUUGCUGUGUAGAGAGUUUUGAAAAGAAGUGUGUAACGCUGGUUAGCAGCUAUAGAAAACUGUAACAGCAGCAUUGCUGCCCUCAGGGCGCGAGUGGGCGGGAUCACAGAGAGUUCAGUCUUUCUCGCGGCUGUGAUUGGUUCUCUCUUUCUCUCUCUCUCUCUCUCUCUCUCUGUCUGUGUGUGUGUGUGGAGUGUGUGGAGCUGCAGGAGGAGGAGGACAGUGGACAGUGUAAAGGAUCAGCAGCGUGUGUGUGUCUGUUCCUCAGCUGAAGAUGAAGCAGUUUUCUGGUUUGAGGAUGAGCUGGUUUUGGAUGCUAGUGUUUUGGGUGAUGUUGCAGAUCUUCAAGACAGUAAACAGUCAGAUUGCGGCUCCACGGAAAUUACGCUUUAAAGUUUUGGGAUCAAGUCAGUUACACGUAUCCUGGAAAGAGCCAAAAGGGGAAAUCGAUGGCUAUAGGUUAAUGUACAGCAGUGAUCCAGGUGGGGAGUGGAGCGAGAUCCUGAUAGGGAAGGGGGAGAACAAGGCAAUAAUAAACGACUUCAAUCCCACGAAGGAGUUCUCGGUGAAGGUCAUAGCUGUGAGUGGAAACCAGCAGAGCCGAGCUCUUCAGGGGAACUUUGCGGUGGAGAACCGGGAGUCUGAUGGCGAGGACACGCAGCAGCAGAGACUAAAAGACACCACGCUUACAGAGGAGACAACACAGAAAUCAUCCUUAGUGGGGCAGUUUGUGUGUACGACCCCGGCGGUGGCGGACAUCGUGGUGCUGAUUGACGGCUCGUGGAGUAUCGGGAGGCUGAACUUCCGUCUGGUCCGCACGUUCCUGGAAAACCUGGUUAAUGCCUUUGAUGUUGGAACUGAUAAAGUGCGAAUAGGAUUGGCCCAAUAUAGUGGAGAUCCCAGGAUUGAGUGGCAUCUGAAUGCCUUCGCCACUAAAGAAGCUGUGAUUGAUGCCGUCAGAAACCUGCCGUAUAAAGGAGGAAACACACUGACAGGUCUUGCCCUGAACUACAUUCUGACGAACAGCUUCAAACCAGAAUCUGGGUCUCGAAGCAACAUUCCAAAAAUUGGAAUUCUGGUCACUGAUGGAAAAUCCCAGGAUGCUGUUGAUGUUCCUGCGCAGAGUCUUCGAGAUGCUGGAGUCGAACUCUUCGCUGUUGGAGUAAAGAAUGCAGAUGAAAAUGAACUUAAAAUCAUCGCCUCAGAACCGGAUGAAACACACGUCUACAACGUGGCGGAUUUCAGCAUCAUGAGCACGAUUGUGGAGGAACUGACUCGCUCUGUGUGUGACAGAGUGGAGCAGCAGGACAAAGAGAUCAGAGGAGAUGUGGUCCCUGAGGAGACAGAGGGCGCUCCUGAGAACCUGCAGACGUCUGAUGUGACGGCACAGAGUUUCCGCGUGUCCUGGACUCACGCUCCGGGCCGUGUGGAGAAAUACAGAGUGGUUUAUUAUCCGUCUAAAGGAGGAGACCCAGCCGAGGUGGUGGUGGAUGGUUCAGAGAGUGUGGCGGUGUUGAGGAAUCUGAAUUCUCUGACAGAGUACGAGAUCGCCGUGUUCGCCAUUUACACCUCCUCUGCCAGCGAUGCACUCCGGGGCAGCGAGACCACACUGGCCCUGCCAAUGGUGACUGGUCUAGAGUUGUAUGCCGUUACCCAUAACUCCAUGCGUGUUCGCUGGCAGGCUGCAGAAGGGGCUUCUGGCUACACGGUUCUGUACGUUCCUCUUAGUGGCGAGAACAUGACGGAGGUUACAGUAGGCAUGGUGGAGACGGAUCUGGAUCUGGUGGGUUUGAGUUCUGAUACUGAAUACACUGUAACUGUUUACGCCUUGUUUGGAGAGGAGGCCAGUGACCCCGCCACCGCCCAGGAGACCACCCUGUCUCUAAGGCCUCCUCGGAAUCUGCGCAUCACUGAGGUGGACCACAGUUCUGUUCGCCUUAAAUGGGACGCACCGUCCAACAGCGUUACAGGAUACCGAGUAAUGUACCUCAAGACUGGAGGAGCACAAACUAACGAGGUGGAGUUGGGCCCCGUCUCUAGUGUUUAUCUGAAGAACCUGGCGUCUGUAACAGAGUACAGUGUGGCUGUGUUUGCUGUUUAUGGGGACGGCCAAUCAGAAGCACUUAAUGGAGGCUUCAUCACAAAGCUGGUGCCCGCUCCGCUGGACCUCAGGAUCAGUGAAGUGACAUCGGAGAGUUUCCAGGUGAGCUGGACUCAGCCUGCGGAGGGGGUGGUGCUCUAUAAACUGACCUGGAGACCCCUGGGAGAUGCAAACAAUGAAGAGGUGGUGGUGCCUGGUGAUGUAGACUCGUAUGUGGUGAAGGAUCUCUCUGCUCUGACGGAGUACGAGGUGCUGCUGUCUGCUAUUUAUGAAGAUCAGUCUGAGAGCAGUGCUGUGACUGGACUGCAAACCACACUCGAUGGAAUCACCACCACCACCAUCCCCUCCACCACUGCAGCAGUACCCCUCUCUGCCCCCACUAACCUGCGAGUAUCUGAGGAAUGGUAUAACCGCUUUCGCAUCAGCUGGGACCCCCCUGCCUCUCCCACCUCAGGCUACAGGAUCACCUAUAAACCCACUACAGCAUCAGGUCGUCCACUGGAGACGUAUGUAGGUGAGGAUGUGAACAGCCUUCUGGUCCUGAACCUACUGAGUGGAACCGAGUACAGCGUUAACGUUCUCGCCUCAUACGGCACCGGCUCCAGCCCAGCACUCAGCGGCACAGCCAACACCCUGUUUCUUGGAGUGAGCAGACUCAACACAUAUCAGAUAAAGCCUGACAGUCUGUGUGUUCAGUGGGAGCCGGUCCAGCAGGCAUCUGUCUACAGGGUUAUCAUCGAGUCUCUAGAGAAUGGGUGGCGGCAGGAGCAGAGUGUAAAUGGGGGAGUGUCUCAGGAGUGUAUCUACAACCUGACACCCAACACUCAGUACCGGAUCAGCGUACACACACUCCUGCAGGACCUGGAGGGUCCCGCCGUCAGCACUACUGAUAGAACCCUUCCAGUUCCAACCCGACCACCAACUAUUCCACCCCCAACCAUCCCACCAGCCAAAGAGGUGUGUAAAGCAGCGAGGGCGGACCUGGUGUUCCUGGUGGACGGAUCCUGGAGCAUCGGAGACGACAACUUUAAGAAAAUCAUCCACUUCCUGUACAGCACCACUGGCGCUCUUGACCUCAUUAACCCUGAAGGAACACAGGUGGGGAUAGUGCAGUUCAGUGAUGACGCUCGGACUGAGUUUAAGCUGAACUCUUACAGUGAUAAAGAGUCGUUGCUGGACGCUGUGCAGAGAAUCACCUACAAGGGAGGAAACACCAAAACAGGUCAAGCCAUUAAGCAUGUGAAGGAGAAUAUCUUCACGCAGGAGGCGGGGUCAAGGAGAGGAAUCCCCCGGGUGCUGGUGGUGCUGACGGACGGGCGCUCACAGGACGACGUCAACCAGAUCUCCAAGGAUAUGCAGACCGAGGGGUUUAUAAUCUUUGCGAUCGGCUUCGCUGACGCGGAUUAUGGAGAGCUGGUCAAUAUCGCCAGUAAACCCAGUGAGAGACACGUCUUCUUCGUGGAUGAUCUGGAUGCAGUGAAGAAGAUCGAGGAGCAGCUCAUAACCUUCGUGUGUGAGGCGGCGACAGCCACCUGUCCCUCCCUACUGAUGAGUGGAAGCACCCUGGCAGGGUUCAGGAUGAUGGAGAUGUUUGGGCUGGUGGAGAAACAGUACAGUAAUGUGAAGGGAGUUUCUAUGGAGCCUGGAACCUUCAACAGCUUCCCCUGUUACAGACUGCACACGGAUGCCCUCGUCUCACAGCCCACUAGAUUUCUACACCCGGAGGGUCUCCCCUCAGACUACACCAUCUCCAUGCUCCUCCGCCUUCUGCCUGAAACCCCUCAGGAGCCCUUUGCAUUGUGGGAAAUUCUUAACAAAGACAGUGAACCCCUGGUGGGCGUGGUCCUGGACACCUCUGGAAAAACACUGAGCUUCUAUAAUCACGACUAUAUGGGUGAUUAUCAGACCGUGAUGUUCGAGGGGGAGGAGAUCAGCAGGAUUUUCUACGGCAGUUUCCACAAGCUCCACAUGGUGGUCAGUAAGACCUCUGUAAAGUUGGUGAUGGACUGCAGGAUGGUGGGACAGAAGCCCAUCAGUGCAGCGGGGAAUAUCACUGUAGACGGCGUGGAGGUUCUGGGUCGGAUGGUGCGAUCUCGUGGGAAGAGAGACAACUCUGCUACAUUCCAGCUGCAGAUGUUUGAUAUCGUGUGCAGCACUUCGUGGGCGGGGAGGGAUCAGUGCUGUGAGCUUCCAGGCCUGAGAGUAGAACAGGACUGUCCUGCGCUGCCCCAUGCAUGUACCUGCUCUCAGGAGAGUAAAGGACCUCCAGGACCCUCAGGACCACCAGGUGGUCCUGGUAUUAGAGGUCCUCGAGGUGAUCGGGGGGAACCAGGCUCUGAGGGACCUCAAGGUCCGGCUGGUGAAAGAGGACCACCAGGACUGCAGGGACCCUCUGGACCACAGGGGCCGAGUGGGCUUUCCAUGCAGGGGCCACCGGGAGCUUCAGGGGAGAAAGGAGAAAAAGGAGACCCAGGCCUGCCUGGUGCUCAGGGUAUACCAGGGGGCAACGGAGGACCCGGCAGAGAUGGGCCACCGGGUCAGAGGGGUUUGCCAGGGAAAGAUGGACCCCAGGGGCAGAUGGGCCCAGCUGGACCGAUUGGCAGUCCAGGAGCCCCUGGAGCUCCAGGAUCCAGUGGACCUAAAGGACCGCACGGCGAUCAAGGACCUCCAGGCACCCCCGGCACCAAGGGCGAGCGAGGAGAGCGGGGGGAUCUGCAGUCUCAGGCGGUGGUUCGAUCCAUAGCCCGACAAGUGUGUGAACAGCUGAUUCAGAGCCACCUGUCCCGCUACAACUCUAUUCUGAACCAAAUACCCAGUCAGUCUGUGUCCUUCCGGACAGUACCAGGUCCUCCAGGAGAGCCAGGCCGACCAGGACCCCAAGGACAGCAGGGAGAACAGGGUCCUCAGGGCAGACCAGGUUUCCCCGGAGCUAAUGGGGUCAGUGGGCGUCCAGGAGAAAGAGGGCUCCCAGGGGAGAAAGGAGAGAAGGGCAGUACAGGGGUGGGUUCACAAGGCCCUCGUGGCCCCCCAGGACCCCCAGGUCCUCCUGGAGAUGGCCGGACCGGAAGCCAGGGUCCUCCAGGCCGGCCUGGAAUUCAGGGCACUGCAGGACGUCCUGGAACCCCCGGCAGCACUGGACCCUCUGGACCCCCGGGUUACUGCGACCAGAACUCAUGUUUAGGCUACAAUAUCGGAGUACAACCGUUACCUCCCAGCCCCUACCAGAACUACGGACCCUCCAACGCCAACAACGAAGAAGAAGAGGAGGAGGAGGAAGAGGAAGACCCGUACGCCGGUUACCGUGGUUACCCACCCCAGUACUACCAGUCGAACUAUCAUGAACUUCAGCCCAUCCAGAACGGUCACGGCUACCCCGGCUACCCCGGUUACCCUGGUGUCGGUCACCGCUUCCCCCGCAGCCUGACUGAAAACAGUGGAGCUCCACCCACAACACAGGAGGAGAAUACACACUGAUACAGCGUACUAACACACACACACACACACACACUCACCCACUCACCACUAUUACAGACUGUGGGAAAUGUUCAGAAGUGCCUCCUAAAUAUGCAUCAUUAUAGGUGGUUAGAGGAUCACACUCCUGCCCACCUUCACUUUCCACCUGUGUGUAAAUCUGAAUCUGCAUGCAGUCAUUUUAAACCACCAUUGGAAUGGGAGGAGGGGGGAGGGUGUAAAUGGGGUGUACAUAGCUUUUUUGUGGGCGGGGCUGUGGGUGGGUCAUCAUGGUGGGCCACAUUUGUACUUCAGUCUUUAUAAAGUGAAUGAAGGUGGAGUUCCGGUGCUUCCGUGUUGUUAAUGCUUCCUGGGUGUGCAGAACCGGCCGCUGUGUAAGGUUUUUUAUUGGCGAGUGUGUGUGUGUGUGUGUGUGUGUGUGUGUGUUCUGGGCCUCUGUUUUGUGUGGUGUUGGGGUGGUGAUAAGUCAAGGCUGUGUUCUGCCUCCAAACCCAAAACCUAAUUUAUUUUUUACUUGUUUUGUUUUUUUGUAACCAAUAAAAUUGUACUACAACAGUGA
Messenger RNA from Astyanax mexicanus (Mexican tetra), 7997 nucleotides. It is a transcript of the gene col14a1a, whose product is annotated as collagen, type XIV, alpha 1a. NCBI's taxonomy places the organism in Eukaryota, Metazoa, Chordata, Actinopteri, Characiformes, Acestrorhamphidae. The transcript is spliced from 47 exons. Gene Ontology annotation, cellular component: interstitial matrix. Bases 2141 to 7441 code for a protein of 1766 amino acids. The record is from RefSeq and is a predicted model, not a curated record. Gene Ontology annotation, molecular function: protein binding.